AGGGGGGCCCCCCCUGCUGCCUCCAUGCCGGGGAUGGGGAGCCUGCGGCUGGGCAGCCGCGCCGUGAUGUACACGGCCGAGACCCUGCCCAAGGGCAAGAACCGAGUGAUGGGGACCAUUCAGAUCAUGACCGGUUUCAUGCACAUCGGCUUCGGGAUCGUCCUGACCACGCUCACCAACGUCUACACCUCCGUCUUCAUCAUCGGCGAGAUCCCCUUCCUGGGCGGCGUGUCUUUCAUCAUCUCAGGCUGCCUCUCCAUCGGGGCGGAGAAGAGCCCCACGGAGUGUGCGGUGAAGGGCAGCCAGACCAUGAACAUCAUCAGCGCCAUCUUUGCGCUGCUGGGCAUCGUUGCCUUCAUCGUAGACCUCAACCUGAACGGGCUCUACCGCUCCGGCUUCGACUACUACAGCUAUCUCGUCCUGCUCGCAGGGAACGGGAUUUCCAUCGUGCUGCUCAUCUUCACCAUCCUGGAGUUCUGCAUCGCCGUGGCCACCGCCAGCUUCUGGUGCCGGGCCACCCGCCUCAGCCCCAACGAGGCCAUGCUGAUCGUGCCCAGCACCACGCAGGUGGACCUGGCGGUGCCGCUGGCUGACCUGCCGCAGCCGCCCAGCUACACCGAGGUGAUCUACGACCCCAAAGAACAGCCCAGCUAGAAGCGGAGCCGGGGCUGGGCUGCCUCCCAGAAGCAGCAUCCGUCCCCUGCCUGCAUGACAGACCUCCUCCCGCUGCCACCGGUGCCUCCCACCCCAUAACCCCCCCAGGAAAGCAUGCCCCCCCCCCCCCAUCCCCGGGGAGCACCCUGGCACCUCCGCCUCGCCGCACCCGGUGUCGCUCCAAGCGUGGGCGCGCACGGGAGGCGGAGGAGAGGCCGGAGACCCCAUGGGGUGGUGGGUGCUGGGGGGCCACGCUGAGCCCCGUGUGUGUGUCCCCCCCCCCCAGAAGCAGCAGCUCUUGGGUUUCUUUGCAGCUGGCCACCCCCGAAGUCUAGCGAGGCGCUGGCCCUGAGGACGUCGGUGCGGGGUCCUGCCUCCACGCUCCCAAAAACCGUCCCCAGCCGGCUACAGCACCCUCCUCCCACUGCGCCGCAGGCUGGGGCAUGCUGGCCCCCCCCUCCUGAAAGCCAGCCGGCACCCCGAAUUUGUCCCCUCCCUGCCCGUCUCUGCGUUAGGCCUCAAAGAGGGGCUCUUCGCCUGCUGGCUGCUUUGGAGAAGGGGCUUCUCAGGGGAGCGGGGGGGGAUUUCGGGACUUCCUGGGGUGUUUCUGCCUGUAAGUACCCAGCUGGCUGUGGGAGUCGGGGUUCGGGACCCCCUCGAGGUCUGGCGGCCCCGUAGCAGGUAGCUUAUAGACGCCCCGACGUAUGCCAGGAGCCGUGCGGGUGCUGGA
Molecule: messenger RNA, 1384 nt
Organism: Grus americana (Whooping crane)
Lineage: Eukaryota; Metazoa; Chordata; Aves; Gruiformes; Gruidae
Product: membrane-spanning 4-domains subfamily A member 12-like
Exons: 6
Coding region: 25-654 (209 amino acids)
Biological process (GO): cell surface receptor signaling pathway
Cellular component (GO): plasma membrane
Source: RefSeq, a predicted model, not a curated record